This is a messenger RNA of Myotis daubentonii (Daubenton's bat), 2966 nucleotides long. RefSeq names its product single stranded DNA binding protein 1 (gene SSBP1). Gene Ontology annotation, molecular function: single-stranded DNA binding. Gene Ontology annotation, cellular component: mitochondrial nucleoid. The record is from RefSeq and is a predicted model, not a curated record. Lineage: Eukaryota; Metazoa; Chordata; Mammalia; Chiroptera; Vespertilionidae. Gene Ontology annotation, biological process: mitochondrial DNA replication; positive regulation of helicase activity.
CUUCCUCUCGCGAGUCUUGCGUCACGGCCGCGUCGGGAAGUGUCCUGCGGGCUCGGAGCUGUUCGGCUGGAGCGUCCGGUGAGCGCGGGAGGAAGGCGUGAGCUCUGUGCUUGGAAAGGACUAAAGAUUAGAUUGUAGGAAAAGUAGAAGCAAUGUUUCGAAGACCUGUAUUGCAGGUGUUUCAGAAAUUUGUAAGACAUGAGUCUGAAGCAGUAAGCAGCUUGGUUCUGGAAAGAUCUCUGAAUCGUGUGCAGUUACUGGGGCGAGUUGGUCAGGAUCCUGUCAUGAGACAGGUGGAAGGGAAAAACCCAGUCACAAUAUUUUCUCUAGCAACAAAUGAAAUGUGGAAAUCUGGAGAAAGUGAAGCAUACCAAAUGGGUGAUGUCAGUCAAAAGACAACAUGGCACAGAAUUUCAGUAUUCCGACCAGGCCUCAGAGAUGUGGCAUAUCAGUAUGUGAAAAAGGGGUCUCGAAUUUAUGUGGAAGGGAAAGUAGACUAUGGUGAAUAUAUGGAUAAAAAUAAUGUGAGGCGACAAGCAACAACAAUCAUAGCUGAUAACAUUAUAUUUCUGAGUGACCAGACAAAAGAGAAGGCAUAGAGCGGACCAUUCUUCUUUGGCCAGUGUUUGGUAUGGUGUCAGAUAUACCUGCUCAAAUCUGCCCUGUGACUGAUUUUGAGAUUCCAUGUUAAGUGGAGAGAGGAAUAUGAUACAUAGAACAGAGGGAGAAAAAGUAUCAAACAGCAUGUGUGGUGUUAUCCCAGUUACCCCAAAAAUGUUGCAAUUAAUAUAAUUAUAUACUUAGAAAAGUCUAGAGCAGCGGUUCUCAACCUGUGGGUCACGACUCCUUUGAAGGUCAAACGACCCUUUCACAGGGGUCGCUUAAGACCAUCGGAAAACACAUAUAUAAUUACAUAUUAUCUUUGUGAUUAAUCACUAUGCUUUAAUUAUGUUCAAUUUGUAACAAUGAAAUUGGGGAUCACCACAACAUGAGGAACUGUAUUAUAGGGUCAUGGCAAUAGGAAGGUUGAGUACUACUGGUCUAGAGGAAGAAACAUUAAAUAUUAUGAUCUCUGGAUGGGGGGGUUUUAUGUGAUUUUUCCUUAUUUCCUUAAACUUUUAUAUAUCCUAAUUUUACUUUUUAGCAUUGAAAGUGUAUUACUUUUAUAAUAAGAAAAAAUAAAGCUGUUUUCAUUUGGGGGAAAAGAAACACCUUUCCAUUAUUUCCAAGGCAGGCUUGCUAAACUCAUUCACCUUCAGCUAAUACCGCUUCAUGUACUAGAGAUGAACAGGUAAUCAACCGUUUGUGUUUUUUCCCCCAUCAUCUGCAUCUUGGCAUCUCAUGCUUAGACACUCAUCUCUCUCUCUCUCUUUUUUUUUCUACCCUCUUUUUCUUUCAUUAUCCUAUUAAUAUGUGUACACAACCCAGAGCAACCAACUUUAAAGACCAACCCACAUGAGAUGCACUGUUCACUGCCUAUACAGUUUUCAGCCAGCAUCCAUUUCUUAAAUACCACCGGACGAUUAAUCUAGAGAUGUCCAAGAAUACCAAGGACAUGCUUCUGUGGCUGUUUUGAGAAUUCCUUUCAUUGCCAACCGGAUUACAGCCUAACCUUUGUAGCUCAGGAGAAAUUAGUAAUAGUUUCUCUUUGUUCCCUAAAGAACAUGCAAUUCUUUUCUUUUUGCUUAAAUAUAUUUUUAUUGAUUUCAGAGAGGAAGGGAGAGGGAGAGAGAGAAACAUUAAUGAUGAGAGAGAAUCAUUGAUUGGCUGCCUCCUGCAUGACCACUGUUGGGGACUGAGCCCACUACUCAGGGAUGUGCCUUGACUGGAAAUCGAACCAUGACCUUCAGAUUCAUAGGUCGAUGCUCAGCCACUGAGCCACCCUGGCUAGGCCAUGCAAUUCUUUAAGGCAGGUUUGCCGUUGAUUCAGACUACUCUUUGCCUCCGUCCAGCUUAGCUUAGCACAGCAACAUUUUAGUGCAUUGUGAAUGUUUGUCGUUCAGUUGGAGUUCACUCAGACACUGACAUGAAAAUGAGGGCAGGAUCAUUUUACUGAGCUAUCUGUCAGGGUUUGCAUCGUGUGCCAUGCAGAUGGUUGGGAGCAACAGCAAACAAAUUUAACAUGCGAGAUGAUCACAGGUAAUGAGUUGUAGAGAAAUCUCUUACAGUAAUUGUACGAAUGGCUGACGUUUGUGUGCUUACUGCCUGCCAGGCUAAGUGCUUUUGUCACUGUCUCAUUUAACUUUGACCCUAGGAAGAAGGUAGUAUUAGCCUUAUUUUACCUGGGAAGAGGAAACCCUAAGCAGAGAUUGAGUAGCAUAUUGAAGUCAUGUAGCUUAAAAGAGGCAACCUUGAGUGUGAACUUAGGUAUGUGAAGUUUUCAUUUUGUUUUCUGCCCACCGCCUGUUUCCUGCCACCCUCCCACUCCCAUUGCCCCUAGAAUCCACAACUCCUCGCUGCUAACCUUCAACCAGCACCCAUGCAGGGAGCAUAUGAAUCUCACAGGGAGUUUAACACAUAAUUGGUCGGGGGAGAAUCACACGUGAGGGAGAAAUACCUCUAUCUUUUUAUUCUUUCUGAUUUUCAGUCUGAUAGCUACUGGAAAAUAAGUCACAGCUAAUGUCUCUACCAGGUUAUCUUUACACAUUCCUCUUUUAACCAAGCAGUGCCUCUUCUGGUUAAAGUAAGUUCAUUGUGUGUGCUCAUUGUUUCCUUCCUAUGGAGAGAUAAAUUGUUAGGAAGAUGGUUCUAGAAUUUGUCAGGCUCACUGGAGGAAGACUUGGCAUGUAUCGACAAUAUUUGAGCCCCCACUUGCUGCUGUAUUUGCCUCUGUGCCAGUCCCACAGUCCGUGAUAGGACUGUGGAUGUUUUUUUCUGCCGUCAAAAUCAUGCAGCCACAGUAAUGAAAUUUCUCUUUUUGUCUUUUUCCUCUUCAUCCUUUUGUUCUCUCCCGUGCUUUUUUUUUU